This is a messenger RNA of Aspergillus steynii IBT 23096, 1199 nucleotides long. RefSeq names its product putative mitochondrial carrier protein (gene mrsA). Gene Ontology annotation, cellular component: mitochondrial membrane. The coding region runs from base 125 to 1045 and encodes 306 amino acids. The record is from RefSeq and is a predicted model, not a curated record. Lineage: Eukaryota; Fungi; Ascomycota; Eurotiomycetes; Eurotiales; Aspergillaceae. The transcript has 8 exons. Gene Ontology annotation, biological process: iron import into the mitochondrion. Gene Ontology annotation, molecular function: ferrous iron transmembrane transporter activity.
CGCACUUCCGAUUUCUUCUCCGGCACGCAGCGAUCUUUCCUCCACACCUUUCUCUUCCCUUACCUCCCCUUCUUAUAAUCCGCCUAAUUGCGGCACCGGCUGCUUCUCCAGCUAUCAGAGCUUCAUGGCGGCCUCCGAGCAAGUUCCCGGGGAAGAAUUCGAUUAUGAAGCCCUCCCUUCGAAUUAUGGCCUCGGCCGGAACAUGCUAGCUGGCGCGUUCGCCGGUAUUGCGGAACACGCUGUGAUGUACCCGGUAGAUCUGUUGAAGACUCGCAUGCAAAUCCUGCACCCUACAACCGGAGGCCUCUACACGGGGUUGACGAAUGCGGUUUCCACGAUUUACCGUAUCGAAGGCUGGCGCACGCUAUGGAAGGGUGUUUCGAGUGUGAUUGUUGGCGCUGGUCCUGCCCACGCCGUUUAUUUUGGCACAUACGAGGUUGUUAAGGAUCUUGCGGGUGGAAAUGUCGACGAUGGGCAUCACCCGAUGGCUGCAGCUCUAAGUGGUGCCUCCGCGACCAUCGCCAGCGAUGCAUUGAUGAACCCUUUUGAUGUGAUCAAGCAGCGGAUGCAAGUACAUGGCUCCGUACACAAGACCAUUCUCCAAUGCGCUAAGACCGUCUACCGGACGGAGGGGCUCCAGGCGUUCUAUGUGUCUUAUCCCACCACCCUUUGCAUGACCGUUCCUUUCACCGCCACCCAAUUUGUUGCAUACGAGUCUCUUUCGAAGGUCAUGAACCCCUCUCAGGAUUACGACCCGUUCACCCACUGUAUUGCCGGUGGUCUGGCGGGAGCGUUCGCCGCCGGUCUCACCACGCCUCUCGACGUGGUGAAGACCCUUCUCCAAACUCGAGGUCUGGCACAGAACGAGGAGAUCCGGUCAGCCAAGGGUCUCUUCAACGCGGCUGCCAUCAUCAAGCGGCAGUUUGGCUGGAGUGGGUUCCUACGUGGCGCCCGCCCCCGCAUUAUUUCCACGAUGCCCAGCACGGCCAUUUGCUGGACUUCCUACGAAAUGGCCAAGGCCUACUUCAAGGGUCGGGUGGACUAGCUGAACCGCUGCUUCCCACCAACUUGACUCGAUCGCAUGAAUCUGACUCGCGACAUCUCCAGCACGCCUCUUCAGGUUUAGCCGAAGCUCUGCGUCGACAAAUCAAAAAUCGAAAAAAAAAAAUAACACAAGUAAAAAAAAAUCGAACACAAGG